Gymnodraco acuticeps is the source of this 4106-nucleotide messenger RNA. Its product is annotated as fibril-forming collagen alpha chain-like. NCBI's taxonomy places the organism in Eukaryota, Metazoa, Chordata, Actinopteri, Perciformes, Bathydraconidae. The coding region runs from base 300 to 1886 and encodes 528 amino acids. The record is from RefSeq and is a predicted model, not a curated record. The transcript has 2 exons.
AUGCUAAUGCCAGCAAAUACAAUGGCGGCUUCACAAAACUUUUCCGAGUUUUACGGGGCGUGGUUUGCAAUCCGCCCAGCCAAUAGAAAUUGGAACUUUUCCCCCCUUUUCAGUCCCUGCUUUUUCUGGGGGUAAAAGUUCUCAUGAACUAAGUUCUCUUUUUGGUGUGAACGCAAAAUCCCAGGAACUAUCGGAACCAAAAGGGAAAAGUACUCCGGUGUGAAAGCGCCUAAUGUAAUGAAUUACUCAGAAAAGUAUGUACAACGUUUGGAUCUAGGGUUUUCUUUUGUUUAAUUCUAAUGGUUUAUUUCUGGCACCAUGAUAUUGUAACACCGCUACAGUGGAGGUUAUUCCAUCUUCUGAAAAAAGAAAUAUUGAAAGCAAUUUAUUAUAAGAUAUAUAUAUAUAUAUAUAUAGCUCCCUUCUGCAUCACAUUCAGCGCUACACAAGACGCCACAGUACAAAAAAAAGAAGGUUUGAUUGCUUUGCUUUCUCUCGUGGUAAACAGGGAGCUAGACGGCCAUCUUCUCUUGCUUUCUCUCGUGGUAAACAGGGAGCUAGACGGCCAUCUUCUCUUGCUUUCUCUCGUGGUAAACAGGGAGCUAGACGGCCAUCUUCUCUUGCUUUCUCUCGUGGUAAACAGGGAGCUAGACGGCCAUCUUUUCUUGCUUUCUCUCGUGAUAAACAGGGAGCUAGACGGCCAUCUUCUCUUGCUUUCUCUCGUGAUAAACAGGGAGCUAGUAGACGGCCAUCUUCUCUUGCUUUCUCUCGUGGUAAACAGGGAGCUAGUAGACGGCCAUCUUCUCUUGCUUUCUCUCGUGGUAAACGGAGCUAGACGGCCAUCUUCUCUUGCUUUCUCUCGUGGUAAACAGGGAGCUAGACGGCCAUCUUCUCUUGCUUUCUCUCGUGGUAAACAGGGAGCUAGACGGCCAUCUUUUCUUGCUUUCUCUCGUGAUAAACAGGGAGCUAGACGGCCAUCUUCUCUUGCUUUCUCUCGUGAUAAACAGGGAGCUAGUAGACGGCCAUCUUCUCUUGCUUUCUCUCGUGGUAAACAGGGAGCUAGACGGCCAUCUUCUCUUGCUUUCUCUCGUGAUAAACAGGGAGCUAGACGGCCAUCUUCUCUUGCUUUCUCUCGUGGUAAACAGGGAGCUAGACGGCCAUCUUCUCUUGCUUUCUCUCGUGAUAAACAGGGAGCUAGACGGCCAUCUUCUCUUGCUUUCUCUCGUGGUAAACAGGGAGCUAGACAGUCAUCUUCUCUUGCUUUCUCUCGUGGUAAACAGGGAGCUAGACGGCCAUCUUCUCUUGCUUUCUCUCGUGGUAAACGGGGAGCUAGACGGCCAUCUUCUCUUGCUUUCUCUCGUGAUAAACAGGGAGCUAGUAGACGGCCAUCUUCUCUUGCUUUCUCUCGUGGUAAACAGGGAGCUAGUAGACGGCCAUCUUCUCUUGCUUUCUCUCGUGAUAAACAGGGAGCUAGUAGACGGCCAUCUUCUCUUGCUUUCUCUCGUGAUAAACAGGGAGCUAGUAGACGGCCAUCUUCUCUUGCGUUCUCUCGUGAUAAACAGGGAGCUAGUAGACGGCCAUCUUCUCUUGCUUUCUCUCGUGGUAAACAGGGAGCUAGUAGACGGCCAUCUUCUCUUGCGUUCUCUCGUGAUAAACAGGGAGCUAGUAGACGGCCAUCUUCUCUUGCUUUCUCUCGUGGUAAACAGGGAGCUAGACGGCCAUCUUCUCUUGCUUUCUCUCGUGAUAAACAGGGAGCUAGUAGACGGCCAUCUUCUCUUGCUUUCUCCUCUUUUUGUAUUCUUAUGUAUGUACAAUACUUUCAAGAGAACUUGUCAGACAGUACAUGUGUUUGUAACCAUUGUAUAAAAGAAAUAAUAAUAUCUUAAAAUGCGUUUUUUUGCUGGUGAUGCUAACGGUACCUAGCCGCAGCCACAUGUAAUCACAGCUAAAACCAUUUUGGAUAUUGUUCCUAUAUAAUGACAUUUAAGUAGAGGCGUUAGUAAUAGAAGUUCCUAACAAAGAUGUGAUGGAUCAUUUAAAAGCUGUCAUGAAAUCGAAUCGAAACAGGAUGGGUUGAGUCGCCAAAAAAACACGUUUUAUUUUCUCCUGUUUUGUUGUUUUUUUGGGAUUCAACCCUCUUCUCCCUCCACCUCUGGUUCCCUGAUGAAGACUUCACUCCACUGGCUAAACACACACAGUUUUCUGUUGACUACUGUUGCUCAGUCAGACACUGGCCCAAUCCCAAACCACGCCCUACACCCUACCCCUACACACUACCCCUCCGAGUGACACUCGCAAACUCCCCUCUCUCCGGCAGAAACAGGAAAUGCCGUAACUGUAUGUAACAACGGUUUCAAAUCAGCGUCUCUUAGACAACAAAUACAAAUUAAUAACUCAAAUAAAACUCCAAACAUCUUUAAUUGUGUUUUUUUGUAAAGCUGUUUUAGUUUUAAACCUGAUGUUUAUAAGCUUCUUAGUUUUUUGCAACAGUCUGUAAAUAUACACAACGGUCAGGUAGGGCAGCGCGUGAAGUCAGCACCGACGCAGACUCGCUGUUUGAGGGCUUGAUAUCCCCCUCCACACUCGUUGGUUUGGAACAGCACUUAAUGUGGCGGACCCUCCGCGUGAACGUGCAAAUGGAGGUGUAGGGCGUGGUUUGGGAUCGGGCCACUGUCUCUUUCAGCGAUAACCGACUUCUGUUGACAAAGAAAACAUCGGAAAAGAUGUGCGUAUUAUAAUGCACACUGACAGGAAGUUGAGAAGAAAAAGGACAAACCUUACAGAGAUGUUGCCUUUAAAUUAUUACAUGAUUUUGAAUGAUCUGGAUAUUAGAAAUAAGAAAAGUCUGACAUAUUAAAGGGGCCCUAUUAUGAACUUUGUGGCAUUCCCUAUCCUGUAGUUUUAGUGCAUGUAAAUGGUCUGCAAAGGCUAAAAUCCCUGUGUCAAUGUGUUCCCUUCCAGUUUACUUCAGGAACAUUGUGACAUCACUAUUGAACACUCGCGCUCCCAUUGGCUGGCGCUCAAACACAUUGUACUUGAAGGGGCGGGACAUCUCUUAGCGGUUGACAUGUCAGAGUAGAGACACAAAAUAUGAACCUGAAAAUAAGCAUAUGUCCUCUUUAAGACAAAAUAUUAGAAGUGUACGAUUCUUAAAAACCUAAAUCUUUUUUUCAAGUAGUUUUAACACACCAUCAUUUGAAUUAGGAGAUUUAGUGAUUUAAAACAACCACAAAAGCCCUUUUUCGGUCAAAAAUGCCACAACAUCCCAUGUCUUGGUUUGUCUGUUCCCUAGAGACAGUAGUGGAUUCUGUGGAGAGGGUUUUUUUUCUUUUGCACACAGCGCAGACCUCACAUUCAAGAUUUUGGGACGUUUCUGUAAAAAGAGAAAAUGCAACUACCUAACUCUUCACUCUCAUUGCAGCCUGAUGCUCCCUUCAGUGGAAUAGGGCACUGUGUACUGAGAUACUUCAACGUAUGCAACAGAUAAAAGAGGGAUAUGCAAAAGGUCGACAUUCCACACACACUCCUCCGAUGUCGUACGAUGUGAGAAAACCACUUUGUGCUCAGCUGUGUGUCCCAACAGAGGGCUCACACCUUUUAAAGUGUUUCUCUAACAAGUCUGCAGAAACACUUUUUACACAAGAGACUUUCUGAGAUUUUAUUUUUCUGUGUGUAUAUUUAUUAGAAACCAUCAGUAGUGCACCUUUUUAUUACCUCAUUAUUAUUGUUUUUUUUUUAUCAGAGAGUCUGAUAUUCUUUCCUUUUUGCCGUGAGUUCACACUGUGAGGUUUGUUUGAUCAGAUGUUUCUGCUUUACUUUUUGGCAAUGUUGCAUACUUAUUCAACAAGGCUGGCUACCAAGCACUUCUAAUGAGGACAAAUAUGUAUUCUGAGGUUUAGGGUGCCAAUAACAAUUCAUUUGAUUAACUGUUAGGUCUGUAAAAUGACGAGAAACGGUCCAUCACAGUUCCCCGGGUACACACUUUUGUUCGACCAUAUCUAAAACAUAUUCAAUUUAAAAUCUUAUAUAGAAGAGGUCAAGCAUCAAAUCCUCACAGGAAAAUCUGGAAACAACAGAUAUUGGUCAUUUUUGCAUGAUAAAAAAAA